GUCACCGUAUCUCCCAGUGUUGCCUUGAAAACCGAUUCCCGACAAGACCGAGGCAGCCAUGAGCGCGAUGGAACCCGCCAGGGCUCCCGGAGGUCGCAAGAAAUCUACAAGGUCAAAAUCGGGGUGUCGGACUUGCAGAAUUCGACGCAUUAAAUGCGAUGAAGGACGCCCUGGGUGCCUACGCUGCUCUAGCACCGGUCGCGCCUGUGACGGAUAUGGCAUCUGGGAUUCGAGACAUCCGCUUCCCUCCACAACUAGAAGCCUUUCUCAGCACAUGACGCCCUCAUGCUCAUUUUCCCGGAACAAAAUUACGCAGUCAUACUUCGCUUGGUUUAUAACCAGGGCAAGGAAGAAGAUCCCCGGUAUAUUUGCGUCUGACUUCUGGAAUACGCUCGUUCUUCAGGUCAGCGCCCAAGAAGACGCAGUUCUGCACUCUCUGCUAGCACUGGCCUCCGCUCAUAAACGGGGGAUGCUCUCGCCCCAUGACGGAAGUUCGGAGCCUGGUAUAUCUGACGAUGAGAGCUUUAUGUUGCAGCAUUACAACGCGGCGAUUAUGCAGCUCCAACACCACCUGGCUAUUGGAGAUAAGGAAUCAGUCCGAGUGGUGACCAUCUCAUGUCUGAUCUUUAUCUGUCUUGAGUUUCUGCGAGGAAACAUUAAGACAGGCGUCAGACACCUUCAGAAUGGCCUAAGCUUGCUUCCUCUUCUCAGCUCGCAGUCCCAAGUCGAGAGUGGUAUUGUUGUGCUCAAGUUCCAUAACGAGUCAGUGGAAGAUACCGUCACAGAAGCAUUCCUCCGUUUGUACCUCUAUUCAGCUAGCUUCCACCGGCUCCCCCAUAAGGUGUCUAUUGACGCUCAGGAUUGUGCAUUUAGUCAUCGAAAUUGUGCCUUUCCUACCAUAACUAUCGCAAGGCAGCACCUCGACGAACUUGUCAAUAGGGUAUACCGACUCGAUGCGUAUGCUCGCCAUUUACAGACAACUGCUCAAUCAAUCACGAAUACAAUGUUGCAGGAGAAGGGACACAUCCAGAAAGACCUCGACUGUUGGUUGAGGCUCUAUAAACACUCAUAUACCAAGCUUUCAAACGAUAGUCCUGUGAAAACGCUACCGCUUACCCUUCUCCGUAUCCACCAUACCAUGACACAUGUGAUGGCUGGGACCUGUCUCGACCCCAACGAUGAACUGAGUUACGAUCUCUUUAACGCGGGCUUUUUCUCUAUUGUUACCCUUGCCGAGCAUCUCUUGCAGGCUGCCGAAUCCAUGAUGGCUGCAGAUCUUUUAUCUGGAGCUUGCAGUGAAAGGUUCAGCUUCAGUGCGGACAUGGGUAUAAUACUACCUCUAUAUUACACAAUCCUGAAAUGCCGAUGUCCAAAGAUUCGACGAUGUGCUCUCAAGUUGCUUAUUACCGUGUCACACCAGGAGGGCAUAUGGAACGGGCCCUUAGCUGCAACCAUUGCUUGCAGGGUCAUUGAAAUCGAGGAGAGCGGGUUCUACGAGUGCUCCCCUCUUGAAGAGUGGGCUCUUAGUACUUAUGUAGACGUCCCUAUUCCAACACUACCAGAGUCACAUAGAAUCAGUGAUGUGUAUUUAGAGCCAUUUGACAGCUCAACCAAAGACCUGACAUGGGUCUAUAAACGGAUACAGGGAAAUGGAGACACGUUAAUAUUACAGGAAAAGACAUCAUCUUUUGAAACUCCACUUAGGUAG
Fusarium oxysporum Fo47 is the source of this 1708-nucleotide messenger RNA. RefSeq names its product Zn(II)2Cys6 transcription factor. Gene Ontology annotation, biological process: regulation of DNA-templated transcription. The transcript is spliced from 3 exons. Bases 59 to 1708 code for a protein of 549 amino acids. Gene Ontology annotation, molecular function: zinc ion binding; DNA-binding transcription factor activity, RNA polymerase II-specific. NCBI's taxonomy places the organism in Eukaryota, Fungi, Ascomycota, Sordariomycetes, Hypocreales, Nectriaceae. The record is from RefSeq and is a predicted model, not a curated record.